Molecule: messenger RNA, 2329 nt
Organism: Carassius auratus (goldfish)
Lineage: Eukaryota; Metazoa; Chordata; Actinopteri; Cypriniformes; Cyprinidae
Exons: 10
Coding region: 1-1467 (488 amino acids)
Source: RefSeq, a predicted model, not a curated record
AUGGACGGACUCGAUGAAGUUGCGAUUUGUACUCUAAAAGCUGCUAACAUUGGGGAAGACAUUUUACCAACUCUCACACGGGAUGAUAUCCGAGAUCUCUUUCCUGGUCCUGAGCACUUCCUGCGACGCAAAGCCAUUUGGCUUAUUGUUCAUAAGGAAGAACAGGGGCACACCAUUCCUGUUGAACCCCAAGGUUCAUCAGCUGAUGAUGAACAUAAUGGAAGUCCAAAAAGAGAUGACCCCAGCACUUCAAAGUUUUUGAAGUUACCCAGCCCAGAAUACGUUCUCUUCACUGAUAGUGAACUACAACAUGUGAGACGUGCAUACUUCGAGCAGCAACGUCUUGGAAAAGAGGGUGAAGUCACCUUAUCAAAGGAGCUCUUCUGCCGACUCAUCCAAAAUACCAUGACAAAUAUGAUAUCUAUUGCAAGAGCCUCUUCAGAUGACUACAAAUAUCCCACUAAACAUGAAGUUAUUGCCAUGGCAAAGCGGUUAGUGGAAUACUACCCUAUGAUAAAAGAUAAGUCAACUGGAUCAAUUGCCAAAAAGCUCUUGAAGCGACUUUCAAAUAUCCGAAGUCCUGUGAAGGCCAAACACCCUCCAUCCAAGAGAGCACGUCUGAAUGAAGUACCGUCUGCUGCAGUGGCAAGUGACUAUGAUGCUGAUUCCAGUGCAUCAACAGUUCAUCUGUCACCACCUUCAAGAUCAAGCACCCCACAGCAAGAAAAUGACAGCAUUGAUGAAGCAUGUAUGUACAUUACCAUUUACAAGAAAAUUCACAAGUAUAGUAUUUGCACCGACGGUCCAGACAACAGCCUUGACAGCCAGAAAACACAGGCACGACAUUACAGGACUCUACAAGAAAUGUACAAAGCAAAGAAGCCAAACAAAGCUGCUGUAACUCAUCUAUUAGACCUGGAGUUCCAGUCCAGAAGAAAUUUCAUUGACUCAAAUGCUUUGAAGGAGCAAGACCGACCCACAAAAAUUUUACAGGCAUACCCGUGCUUCAAAGAACUGGACCAUGUAAUGGAUGAACUGCGGAGAGUCAUUGAGCCAAACAAUAGCCAAUACACUUCUGAGGUGAAAGGCAGGUGGGAGAACUUCUACUCCAAGGUUCAGUUUUAUGGCGUCAUGAAGAAAGUCAUGAAGCCUCCAAGGACAUUAAAUGGAGUUGAACAUGCCAUUGCAGUUUUUACUGCCCUGCCACUGCUCUUCCCAUCUGGCUCUGCAGCACCCAAGAAACUGGCCCAAUCAGUGAGGCUCUUUUCCACGUCCUCACGCCCUCUGAGGAUCCUGAUACCUACAUCCACCGGCGUGUGCUUUCAAGGGGGGCGUUUUUUCGCAGUGUAUUCACUGAAUUUUCCCUGGAUUUAUAUUUAUUUCUUAGCAAGAUCUCUUCUCUUGCUUCUAGCUCACCGAGCUCUUUGUCUUUCUAUUUCAGGUCUGCGCAUGCGUUUCAAAGACUAAAGUCCCAGUAGAGACUUCAGUACUUCUUCCCAUCAGAGUCCAGAUCAGCUCAGUUGAGUCCAUGCCGCUGUGGAACUAUGUAAUAUGCCUUUUUCGGUGGACACACACACAUACACAGGUUGCUAUGGAUACAGGAAGCAUUCACCUAGCAACCUCUCAGUGGCACAAGUUCAGAUGAAGUAAUUGCUGCAUCUUUUUUAAUAAACCAAAUUAAUAUAUCCCUAGUUUUAAUCUAAACAAUGACAGCAUCUUAAACCUGUGGCCCUCUUCAUUUAGGAGUCACACUUUCCUUCUUCAGCCUUGAAAUUUAACUUUUUUUUUCUUCAGGAAAACCAAUGUAAUAUAUUUUUGUUCAAUAAUAUUUUUUGAUUAUUGUUUAUGAUUUUUAGGGACUUUUACGAUACUAUACAAUAUGCAAUAUACAAUUUUAAUGAGCUAUUUUCUCUUUAUUCAUUUACUGUUUUUUUAAUACAUGCAAUAUUUCACAUGGAAAUAGAGUAAAAACAUUUAAAAUACAUUUUUUAUGUGAGAAUUAGGAAAUCUGGAGGUAUUAAAAAAUAAAAACUUGUGUAAUGUUGCAUAACCUCUUGUAUUAGCGCCCACAUAUAUAUACAGAGGCUUUUGGAUUCCCAUCAUUUUUUAGACCUCAUCUCUUCAUUUUUUUAGGUUUUGCAUUUAGAUCUAUAUCUAGACAUUCUAAAAGAUUACUUUUUGUCAAAGUUUAGAUAUUUUUGGUUGGAUAACUAACAGGUUUUACAUUAUGAUUACAGUCAACAUUAAAAUCUUGUUAGAAAGGGAAAGCAUUUUUGUUACUCAUUAUUUGAUAAUUAAAAAUCAAACAAAAUAAGGAAUGAAAAGUGAU